GAGAAUUUAACAUUUACAGGAAGAAAUGUGGGAACAUCAAAGGAGCUGACAUCUAGAAGCUCCACUAGCAAACUUCAGGUAGGGACAGCCUUGGCUAAAACACCACUAAAAUGCUGACAAUCAGUCAAGCUCUGGUAGCCCUGAUUGUGUUUUUUCUAGUCAUGCAGUUUCUGAAACUGCAACAGGCAAGUAAACGCUUUCCCCCGGGACCAGUUCCCCUGCCACUUGUUGGAAACUUGUUGCAGAUGAAAUUUCAGUUUCAUCGUGAUCUCCUCAUGAAGCUGGCAAAAACCCAUGGUGACAUCUUCACUUUAUGGUUUGGAAGGACCCCCAUCAUUAUCCUGAAUGGAUUUCAUGCAGUGAAGGAUGGUCUGACCACCCACCCUGAAGAUGUUUCUGGGCGCCUAUUGAGUCCUUUCUUCAAAACAAUGGCAAAAGGAAAAGGUAUUAUGUUGGCAACUGGUCGCAACUGGAAGCAACAGAGGCGCUUUGGGAUGAUGAUCUUACGUAACCUGGGAAUGGGGAAGAAAGGUCUGGAGUACCGCGUACAAGAGGAGGCACGUCACCUGCUGGAGUACUUUGCAAGUAUGAAAGGAAAACCCUUGGAUCCAUCCUUCCCCCUUUUCCAUUCAAUCUCAAAUGUCAUUUGUGCUGUUGUUUUUGGAUAUCGCUUCCCCAGUGAGGAUGAAAAUUUCCACAAACUGCUUAAAGCCACUGAGAAUAUCUUCAGAUUUGGGGGCAGCCUCGGUUAUAGUUUGUAUGAAUUCUUUCCCUGGAUUAUGGACCACCUCCCAGGACCUCACAAGAAGGCACUCUCUUCCUAUGAGGUCCUGAAUUCUUUUGCAAGGAAGGAGAUCAGAAAGCAUCUGGAGAGAGGAAUACCAGACAACCCUGAGGAUUUCAUUGACUACUACCUGGCUGAGAUAGAAAAAGCUAAAGAUAGAACCAAAUCUGCAUAUGAUGAAGACAACUUGGCUCAUUCUGUAAUUGACCUUUUUUUGGGUGGGUCAGAGACCACAUCCACUACCCUGCACUGGGGCCUGCUCUACAUGGUGGCCUAUCCAGACAUCCAAGAGAAAGUGCAGCAGGAGCUGGAAGCUGUUCUGGGGUCUUCCCAAUUAAUCUGCUAUGAGGAUCGGAGGAAAGUGCCCUACACGAAUGCUGUGAUUCAUGAGAUCCAGCGUUUCAGCAAUAUUAUUUCAGUUGGGAUGCCCAGAAUAUGUGUGAGGAAGACAGAGUUGUUGGGGUUUCCCCUUAGCAAGGGCACCAUUGUUCUCCCCAAUAUAGCCUCUUCCCUGUACGAUCCCGAGCAGUGGAAGAGCCCUCGGCAGUUCAACCCUGGUCACUUCCUGGAUAAAGAUGGAAACUUUGUGAGUCAAGAAGCCUUCUUGCCAUUUUCAGCAGGACACCGUGUGUGUUUAGGAGAGAACCUGGCAAGAACUGAGCUCUUCAUUUUCUUCUCCAACCUGCUGCGGGCAUUCACACUCAGGCUGGGAGAGGGAGUGAAGCAAGUCAAUAUAGAGCCUGUUUUCACAAGCACAUUGCAGCCCCAUCCAUACAGAGUUUGUGCAAUUCCUCGCUAGUCUGCAAUACAUCGCAGAUGGCAGGCUGGCACACUAGACAUCUAGUUUGGUGCUGUGAAUUUCCUUUGUGAAGUUUUAAUCUUGGUGUUUUUUUCUAAUGCUGGUGUCAAUGUGUCCCAUCAACAGAAACUCUUUCAAGCUACUUGAUUGUGGGAAUGCUCAUGCACAGUUAUACUUUCAUCUUACAUGGCAGAACAUUGUGAUGAAUUUCUUGUUGCUAGGUCACAAGUAAAAAACAUAAAGGAA
Alligator mississippiensis (American alligator) is the source of this 1829-nucleotide messenger RNA. RefSeq names its product cytochrome P450 2J6. Gene Ontology annotation, biological process: xenobiotic metabolic process; arachidonate metabolic process. Gene Ontology annotation, molecular function: heme binding; oxidoreductase activity, acting on paired donors, with incorporation or reduction of molecular oxygen, reduced flavin or flavoprotein as one donor, and incorporation of one atom of oxygen; iron ion binding. The record is from RefSeq and is a predicted model, not a curated record. The transcript is spliced from 9 exons. Bases 111 to 1583 code for a protein of 490 amino acids. Gene Ontology annotation, cellular component: intracellular membrane-bounded organelle; cytoplasm. Lineage: Eukaryota; Metazoa; Chordata; Crocodylia; Alligatoridae.